Messenger RNA from Ascoidea rubescens DSM 1968, 5568 nucleotides. RefSeq names its product snoRNA-binding rRNA-processing protein UTP10 (gene UTP10). Gene Ontology annotation, biological process: positive regulation of transcription by RNA polymerase I; maturation of SSU-rRNA from tricistronic rRNA transcript (SSU-rRNA, 5.8S rRNA, LSU-rRNA). The record is from RefSeq and is a predicted model, not a curated record. The transcript is spliced from 2 exons. Gene Ontology annotation, cellular component: small-subunit processome; t-UTP complex; 90S preribosome. Lineage: Eukaryota; Fungi; Ascomycota; Saccharomycetes; Ascoideales; Ascoideaceae. Gene Ontology annotation, molecular function: snoRNA binding. The coding region runs from base 1 to 5568 and encodes 1855 amino acids.
AUGCAUUAUAGCGCAUCUAGAGUUGUUUCCCUACCACUGCUUUCCUCUAUUGCUGCAGUAAACUCAUCUGUGGCUUUGGACAGAAAGAAAAGAUCCAAAAUUCACAGUGUUUCGUUGAUCUACGAUCCAAAAGUAGCUGCUACUCAAGAUUUUGAAUCUAUAUAUGCUGUUGCCUACGAGUCCUUAUUGGAUUUAGAAACUUUGGACAAGAGAUUUUCCAAGUUCAAACUUUCAUUGUUUGCUGAAAGCUCAAUCUCUAUCGAUAGAAAUGUUCAAACUGCUGAAGCUCUAUCUAAUUUAAACAAUGGUAUCGACUUAUUUUUGAACAUUUUAUUCAGUUCAAAUCAAUUUCCCAAUAAUAAGGAUACUUUAAACUGUUUGGAAUGGUUAAUUAGAAGAUUUAAUAUAAAUAUUCACAAAUCAAAUGUCGAAUCAUUGCUAAUAAAUAUUCUACCAUACUAUCAAAACCCAAUUUUUCCAAGAAUAGUCAGUUUAGCUCAUGUUUCUAAUUUACCACCUUUAUUUAAUUGGUUAGCACCAUUUAAAAAACAAUCUGCUCAAAAAAUGUCACUUGUUGCAAUUCUAAAAGCAUUUCAAGAUUUUGAUUUUUUAAAAUUAUAUAUCAGCUAUUUAACCGCCAAAAUAAAGAAAAACUUACAGUACAAACAAGAGUUGAUUUUCUUUAUUAAAAUUGUUUUAUCUUUGCUAUCAAUCAACUCAAAAAAUCAAGACUAUUUAACUCAAAUUACUCCCAUUAUUUUACAAUUUUCCUCGCUUUUAUUAAACUCGUCGAACCUUGAUAAUCAAAUAACUGCUCAUACUAUUCUUCCAGUUUUAUCUGCAACUUCUCCUUUAGCUUCCGAAGUUAUUGAUGCUGUUGUGGAGACUAUUUUAUCUUCAACAUAUAAAUUCCCCAUUAAAACUUCUAUCGUAUCAAUUGUUAAAAUUUACCAGUCAAUCAACAUUGAUUUACUAGAACCUUUUCCCUUGAAGAAUUUAAAACUAUUGAUUAAAUUUUUCAAAUCAAAUGAAGAAUAUAUCGAUUUGAUUUUUAAUCAAUGUGAAAAUUCUUCCAACAAGUUUUUUUCUUCCUAUUUAAGAUCAAUCAUAAUUAAUCAAAAUUCAGUUAUCACAUCUAAUAAUCAUCAUAUCAACAAAAUAAUAAAUCAAAUAUUACAUUUUAGUAAUUUUACUAAAAGCGAAAAAAGAUUGAUUUUAAUUGAUGCAGUAAAAAUUGCUGACGCUAACAAAACAAUCGAAAAUUCUAAUUUAAUUACAAUCUUUGAAAACUUUAUCAACAUUGAUAAAGAAUUAGUCAAUUCUAUUUUGACUGAAAAUAAUUUGGACUUCUCAAAGCUAGAAAUUAGCUUACAAACUACUUUAAUUCAUAAAACCAAUAAAAAAGGUACUGCCACCACUGGUUUGGUUUCAGAAAUGAUGGAGGUCGAAGAAGAAGAAACUGAAGAUAAUAAAUCAGAAACCCAAAAAUUUAUCUCCACUUUACAAUCAAACAAAACUGAUACUUCAUCAUUUCUUUACACUGAUAAAACAACUAUCAACGAGUUUUCUAAAUUGUUGCCUUUGUUUUCUGAUUCAAUUUCAUUAAAAUUGACCCAGAAAUUUUUCACAGUUGUUUUUGAGCAAAAAUCUUCUUUAAUCACUUUUUUGACUAGAGUUUCUGUUUCUCAAGGCUGUAUGUUGAAAAUUAGACUUCUUUCUUUGAAAAAUCUUAAAAAUGAAUUGUCAAAGUUGAAUGAUGUCUCUUUGAUUCUGUUUUUACCUAUCACUUUAGCCUUAUUACUAGAUCCUAUUCAGUUUGUCCGUUCAAUUGCUGGUGACUUAUUGAAAAUAAUCAAUAAUAGUGAUUUGGGUAAAGAGCCUUAUUUGCUCAAUCAACUUUAUGAUAGUAGUAAUUCUACAGAUGUUAAUCUUUUAAACAAAGAAGAUUCAAAAAAUUUACUUGAAAAACUUAUUCAAAAUUUGAGUGGAUUUAUUAUUGAUAAUCAUCAAUUAUUUGGUUAUUUUUCUUCUCAAUUAUUUAAUACAAGAAAAUUUGGGAAAUUAUAUUUAGCAUUCUUUGCAAAUCAAAUUCUAUUAAUUAAAUUGCCUUACAUAAAAAUACAAUUGUUAUUGUUAUUUUUAAAUUUCCAUAACAACCUGAAAAUAUCUAAAUCUCUAAGAAUUGGUCAAUCAUCUGAAAUAUUUAAAGAAAUUUUAAAUAACUAUCCAAGCUUAAGAGAUUUUUGGAAAAAUUUUUGCGAUUCAUCCAAAUUUGAUUUUAAAAUUUUUGAAAAGGCUAUUGUUGACAUUAUUGGCUUUAAAGAAAAAGCAAGCACUGGAAUUAAUUUUAUUAAAAGUUCUUUACUUUCAAAUCAUGAGCAAUUGUCAAACUAUGUAUCUAAUAAAGUAGUUUUAAUUUGGAAUUCAUUGAAGUUUGACGUUCAACUCAAUUUAUUUAAUACUAUUUUAGAUCAUUAUGCUGAUACAGAAAAUAAUGAUGUUUCUUAUGAUCCUUUGUUAACUUUGCAAUCUUUAGAUAUUCAAAAUGUUGACUUUUUCACUAAUGUCUUCAAAGAUUUGCAAAUUUUUAAGAAAACUGCAACUUUAGAUAAUGCUAGGGAGUCUUUCAGCAUUAAUGGCUCAUCUGCUUUUAUUGCAAAGCGUAGAAGACGCUCUUCAAAUUUAACAAAACAAGUUAUGAAAAGAACUAGCGUUACAAAAGUUGCUGAAUUAUAUUUAAAAAAAUUAACUGCAAUUUUAGAAAUAUAUGAGAGAAAAGCUAAGUUGUAUAUUCCAACUUCGGAUUUGCUAACAAUUUUAUUUAACUUAUUAUCUGAUCUAGAUACAUUAGGCUCGGAUGGAAAUCUUCCUGUUUUAUACGCUCAAGAGACAUUGGCCAACUGUAUUCUUUUGACUGUUGGUAACAUCAAGGACAAUUCAAUUAGCUUGCAGACCAAUCCUGUUAGAGCUGAUUUAAUUGUUUCAUCUAUUCGUUCUUCUCAAUCACCUCAAUUCCAAAACAAACUUUUGCUUGUUAUUGCUUCAUUAGCUAGAAUCAACCCCGAGUUGAUUUUGCAUUCUGUGAUGCCUAUUUUCACAUUUAUGGGUUCACAUACAAUCAGGCAAGAUGAUGAGUUUUCAAACAACGUUAUUGAAAAAACUAUAUUAUACGUUGUUCCAGCCCUAGCUUCAAAUGCUCAAAAUGGAAAAGUAGAAGAGAUUGAGUUUUUGUUAACAAGUUUUGUCAGCGCAUUUAAUCAUAUUCCAAGACAUAGAAGAGUAAAACUUUUUUCAGCUUUAGCUAACACCUUAUGUCCCAAACACUCGAUUCAUAUUAUUUUAUUUUUGGUUGGUUGUCAAUUUUCUGAUUCAUUAAUUGAACAUAAAAUGGGUGAGUGUAGAUCCUUGGUUGAAUUCUCAUCGUCGUUUUUAAAAAGAUUUACUCCAAAUGAUCAAUUGACCUCUAUCAAAUAUUAUCUUGAAUUAUGGAACGAGUUAAAUCUUAUCAAAGAGAUCAAUAGAAACAGAGAAGAAAAUAACAUUUCUGAGAUUGAUGAAUCCUCGCUUAAAAUUUUUGGUAGAUCUAUUUUUGGACCCAGUUUUGUUUAUAAAAAAGUUUUGGAUAUCAGUCUAUUGCAAAAUAAUCUUAUUAAAUAUAUUGACGGCAGUUUAUUCAAUUCAUUGGAUUAUGCUGCUAAUAGUCAUACUUCUUUCAUCAAAUUGGGUGUUGCAAAAUUAUUUUUAACUUCAAAACCUUCCGAUGAGAUUUUCAAAACAUUACUUACUAGUUUUAAAAAUCUUAUUCAAGACAUAAUGCUUGCAGUAAACCAUUCCAGUUUUGAUUCUAUUAAUGAAAAGGAAAAUAAUCCAUUAUUGGAUUUGUUAAACAAUAUUUUAAGUUUAUUACCAUUACCGAUGUUUGUUGACGCUAUAAUCGAACUCAUUCAACCACUUAGUAAAGAACUAUCGGACAAUAAAUUAUUGAGUAUUUCUUCUCAAGUUAUUAGACUAACAGCAACACAAUUUGAUUUGGAAUCAAUAGGUAGUGAAAGUAACAUUAAUUGUGCAAAUCUUUUUAUUGAAAAACUUAUCAAUGUGUUAGAUAUUCAAACAAAUAUAGAGUUAAAACAAAGUUCAUUGGAUACUUUCAGUUCGCUAGUCAAAAGAUUUGGCACUAAAAUCAAUGAGAAGUUUUUAAUUAGAGGUUUAAAUUUUAUUACAGGAAGUUCAUUAAUUGAUUAUAUUUCUAGCCCCGAGAUUAUUAUUUCCUCUAAUAAUUUGAUAUCAAAUAUAAUUACUGUUGUUGGUGUGAAGUCUGUCAGUUUUCUACCAAAAAUUUUGAAAUCAUCUUUUGAAAUAUUUGACAGUUCAAAAUCUAAAAUUAAUAAAAAUAAACAAGAUUUUGAGGAGCCCGAAGAUUCUAUGACAGAUUUGUUGCAAACAUCAAUCAUAUUGUUAUACUCCGGUAUAAUUCAAAAAAUGCCAAUUUUCAUGCAAACAAACAUUAGCAAUGUUUUUAUGAUAAUAUUUAAUUCCAAUAACAUCAAUGAAAGUACUAGAUUAUUGGUUUUGAAUUCAAUUAUUGAAAAUAUGGAAAAACAUGUUGUUUUAAAAAGUCUUUGUUCAUUAUGGCCCGAGGUUUCUAAAUCAGAAGUUUUUAUUUCGGUUGGCUUGUUUUUGAAUAUUAUUGGAAAAGUUGUUAAUGAUCUUGAUAGAAAAACUGCUAAUUUGAAUGCUAGCAUGUUUUUCAAAUUUUUAUUACUUGUUCUUGAAUAUAGAGUUACAAGUAAGUUUGAUAUUAAUACUAUUUAUAGAAUUGAAUCAUUGUGUUUUGACUGUGGAAAUUCAUAUGCUUUGAAAACAGACGAAAGAAUAUUCAGACCAUUGUUUUCAUCAAUAACUAGAUGGGCAUUUAAUGGAGAGGCAGUCACCAAUAAACAAAUUAAAGAGGAUCAAAGAAUAACUUCAUUUUUUAGAUUUUUUAACAAAUUUCAAGAAAAUCUUAAAUCUGUUGUUACAGCCUAUUACUCUUAUAUUUUUGAAUCUGUUAUAAAAUUAUUAGAAAGAUUUAAAAAUGGUGAUAUAAAUGACGUCUCUCUAAAACGAUUAGUUUUUAUGUCGUUGCUGAUUUCUUUUAAAUAUGAUUUAGUUGAAAAAGAGCAAUCUGGAUAUUGGCAGGCGGAAUCAAGAUUUGAUUCGGUUUCAAAAGGAUUGACCGAUCAAUUAUCUAAUAUUGAUGAUGGUAUUGGAAAACACUUAGUUAAAAGUAUUGUUACAUUAUCAUACAAAUGUAAUAGUGAUGAACAUAAUAAAAAAAUGUGUGUUUUGUUGAUUUCUCAUAUGAAAUAUGGUUGCAAAUCAAAAGAAAAGCUUUGGGCAGCAAAAGUUUUGAAAGAGUUAUAUCAAAAAGUUGGAUCAGAAUGGGAAAAUUUGUUACCACAAUUGGUUCCAACUAUUGCAGAAUUAUUGGAAGAUGACGACGAGGAAGUUGAAAUGGAAGUUAGAAGUGGUUUAGUGAAAGUUAUUGAAAAAGUUCUUGGAGAACCGUUAAGCAAGUAUCUUGACUGA